UAAUCGUUGUGUUUGUGUGGCAUCUCGCACGAGCGUUUAAAACGCAACGCUAAAUUAAUUAAUUGUGGAUAUAUUAAUGACAAUAUCGGUGUUAUGGAUGUGGAUUUGCUUAGACCGGGCACCGUGCCGAUCUCGCCGGACACGAUACUGUGGUUUGAGUUUCUGUUGAAUCCUUCGUUGUUGCAGAAACACCUGUCAAAACCAUUCCCGGAUCCAUCGCCUACAGACCUGAUGAUAAAAUUUAUGACUAUUAAUUCCGAUCAGAAAGAGACCGAGCCAAAGGCGAUUGAUUCAGAAUCUAAUGACGUAAAAUCCAACGGCACAAACAAAUGGACUCACAGAAACCUGGCAUUAAAGAUACUCUCACUGAAAGUAGCGGCUUACCUCAAAUGGGACUUGGAUGUGCUAGAGAAGAAGCUACCGCUGCCGAUACAGUUGACGUUACUGCAAGAUCUGUUUUAUAUCACUUCGGACGUUGUGGUGGAAAUUCCUACAAUUCCAGAAUUUUUUAUGGAAACCGCUUCCGACCAGCUCCUGUUCACAUUGGUUUUAUAUCAUAGAUGGCACCUAAGAGCGAUUAUUUGUAGGGCUCUCGGCAAUAAACAGCCGAAACAACAAUUACUUCACAUACCAGGUACUCAAGAAUCAACGUAUGUACCUCCCGGUAUAGUAGAUGAUAUUAUUAGGAAAUUAGAAGCGCACAUACCAAGCAGUGUAAGUGCCCUAAACAGUAUUUUACAAAUGUCCGAUAUAAAGCCAAAGGUUCUGUCUUUUGACACUUUUCAAAUGCUGACCGAAGACAGUACGGAGAUCAAGCAAAAUUGGGAAAAUAUGUGCCUGGUGAACAUAGACGAGUUUAAAUGUCAGAUACAUUAUGAUCUCGCGAUGUUUCAUUUAUUGAGGGAAGAGUAUCAAGAGGCCAAAUGCCAUAUUAAACAAGCGAAGGAGUUGUACAGUAAUUUUAACCCGGCAGAAAAAUUGACAUAUUGUAAAGUACAAAGAGAGUUUUUAGAUGGCUGUUGUUUAGCGUGCGAAGUGCCGAUAGAGGAAGUCACGCCUAGUCUUACGCAACGUUUGCACGCUUCUAUCAAAGAUCAAUACACUAAUAUAUUGCAGAUUUUGCAAGCAGAUAAUGUUUUCAGGGAGAUACCACAGGUUUAUAGAGACAAUUUGGAGUUGGAUGUACAAGGCGGAUUAGUUAACAGGAAAUUUGUGGUUGCCCGGGAUCUUCUGUUGCAAAUACAGUGCUUGAAUCUGGUUAGAAAAAUCCUUGGUGACAAUAUAGUUCUGGGUGAUUAUGUAACUGAAAUUAAGGCAGCUGGUACGAAGGGUCUGGAUAUCUUAUUCUGGGCUUUAGAUAAUGUCUUGGAGAAAGUAACGACUGUGGAUAAAAAACGAAUUGCACGUUACCUUCUUUAUCUUGUAAACACUACUAAUAUAGAAGGGCUUGCUUCAAAGAUAUUCAACAAUCCUUCCUACACAUCGUUAUUCGAUGAAGCAGAACUCGCUACUCUUCAACAAGCAGCUAUUUCUGAUGAGAUAGAAUUACCAAGCUUGUUGCUACAUAACGAUUGGGGUAUCCCAUCUGUACCAUAUAUACAAAACGCGAGGAUCGAAGUGUUCGAAUUGGAGCAAAAAUUAAUAGUGUCCUAUGAUCCUCAUGUAAUUCGUGAAACGUUGAUCCGCCUGGACGGAAAACAUCGAAUAAAAUCGUUAUAUCAUAUAAAUGGCUGUUGGGAGUUACCCAUUCCAUUGCAGAGUGUAUUAAUGUCACUUUCCAGGGGUUUUAUCCAGGAUUAUUCAUACGUCCUGCUCGCGAAGAGUCGAGAAUUGGUGACUUCUAAAAACUUCGACGGUGCCAUUGAAUUGCUCAAGAUAUUGGAUAAGGAGCUACCAGGAGCACCAGGACAGGAGCACCAGGAGCACGUGAAAAGCGGAGGCUCGUUAGUCUUCAAGCUGUCAAAAUUAGUGAGCUGGGAAUGUCUGCUCGUCGAGAUAUGGAAGUGUUUCCAGGCUUGGCCGGUGACGAACGGUUGUGAUGUGCAAAGUAUGAUUGUACGGAGUAAACAGUGCCUCGGUGCGCUACAAGCGUCCGAUCAGCUGAUUCCGCGACAAGAAAUAAUAGAAUAUUGCACGGUCUUUCUUCUAAAUAUGGCCGAAUGGGAUUAUCUUACUAGUUUGGAGAAACGCUGGAAUUACACUGAAUUUGCAGCUGCCAUAAGCAACGUUUGCCAGGACAUCGUUAAGUACAAAGGAACCCGCAAAUUUCCACGGGACGCAUGGGAUAUGAUUUUAGCCGCAUUUGGUCCCGCUAGGGAUCAGUCACAAAAACGUAGCAGUAGUGGCAGUAACAGCGGGAGUUCUUCAUCGAGAGAUGUUGCCACUGGUAUUGCCCAUACAUUUACUCGACUACGGGAACCUAUGGUCCUCAAUGUGGUGAUAUCAUUAUUGGGUCGUUUGCACAAUGUCUUGCGCGAUGAGUCUAGUUUGGAAUUACACACGCAGUAUCUAUCCCUUUGGCCUGCCGGAGUACCGAAUGCAAAUUCGUAUAACAUCAGGCAUAUUGGAGAACUGUUAUUCCAACUGCUGACGCAAGCUUUAAAAUAUUAUCCCUGCAACGUGUCUUGGUUGAGGCUAAUGGGUGAUCUCAAUUUUGUUCUAUUGUACUACGAAAGUGCAAUGAGAUAUUAUUUGGAGGCAAUCAUGAUAGCCAGUGAUUUGUUUAGUCAACCCAUCACGUCACGCACGCAGAUAGACGAUCUAGUUUACAGAAGGAUGAUCAAGUGUUGCGCUCAUUUACAGUGCUACACUCAGGCGGCUGUGCUGUGCCAAUUUUUGGAGGAAGUAGAUUAUUCUCUGGCGUUUAAAAUGGCAGCCAGCGAUCAAAAGAGCUGCGCCGCGGCUGAUGCUAUGGACGCGUAUUAUCAUUGCAUUUGGGAUACUACGAUACUCGAGUAUCUCAUACAUUUGCAUACGAAACGCGGGGAACAUCACAGAAAGCAACUCGCGAUCAAAGUCAUCGGUUUGCUGGAAUUAAACUCCAACAACAACGAAGAAAUUCAAAGAGAAGCGGCCAAUAUUCGUAAAGCUAAAUUUUUGAGAGCGCUAGCGAAACAGUAUGUUUAUUGAAAGGAUUGCCUGAGAUUUUUUAAUAAUAUACAUUUAUACAUACAAUAUCGAAUACGUUAGUAAGUUACAAUACGUACAUUCGUACGCGUUGCAUGAAUUUUUUACGUUUAAAUGUAUCCUGCGUUACGAAACAAUGUGUAAAAUAAAUAUGUUGGAUUGA
This is a messenger RNA of Temnothorax curvispinosus, 3289 nucleotides long. It is a transcript of the gene IntS8, whose product is annotated as integrator complex subunit 8. Gene Ontology annotation, biological process: snRNA 3'-end processing. The coding region runs from base 94 to 3129 and encodes 1011 amino acids. Lineage: Eukaryota; Metazoa; Arthropoda; Insecta; Hymenoptera; Formicidae. Gene Ontology annotation, cellular component: integrator complex. The record is from RefSeq and is a predicted model, not a curated record. Gene Ontology annotation, molecular function: protein binding. The transcript is spliced from 12 exons.